AUGAAAAACGGUCAGCUGCAGGCCACAGGCGAUUACAAGGAAAUCGAAUUGAAAUAUCCGCAUAUCGUUGCCAAAUGGCAAACAGUAAUUGCCAAAGUCAAUCAGCAGGCAGAGGAAGAAGAGAGCAACGUGGCUGCUGCUGGGAGAACAGCGCGUGAACGUUGGAAAUUAUACCAGAAUGUUGCGAAAUUAGGCCUGCAGCGCACAAAGUCCAGCAAAGUUGUGGCAACAAAAAUAAAGGCGAAAGCAAAAAUAAAUAACGCUCGUACAGAGUUGCGCGAAAUAAUUGUUUUGGAUAUGAAUGAAGGCGUUGGAGGCGAUAUGGCUUCCAUUGGCGAUGCAGUUGUAGCGAUAACUGGCCGUGAAGUUGGUCUGGCAGCAUUUGCUGACAAAGCUGACGACAUGACUACUGCUGCGGUUGUUAUGGACAACGUGGCUGAGUUUGAAGAAGUUGAGGCUGUGGAGGAUGAAGACGAUGACGACGAUGACGAUGACGGCAACGGCGAUGACGAUAGCAAUGACGAGGACAAUGAAGAUGAAGAAGAAGAUUUGAUGCCUGUG
Rhagoletis zephyria (snowberry fruit fly) is the source of this 561-nucleotide messenger RNA. RefSeq names its product phosphopantothenoylcysteine decarboxylase subunit VHS3-like. Lineage: Eukaryota; Metazoa; Arthropoda; Insecta; Diptera; Tephritidae. The record is from RefSeq and is a predicted model, not a curated record.